Molecule: messenger RNA, 1034 nt
Organism: Anneissia japonica
Lineage: Eukaryota; Metazoa; Echinodermata; Crinoidea; Comatulida; Comatulidae
Exons: 7
Coding region: 117-1034 (305 amino acids)
Molecular function (GO): protein binding
Source: RefSeq, a predicted model, not a curated record
GCUGUGUUGUGAAUUGAUCGCACAAACCGUAGGCCUAGGGCCUAAACCCAAUGUCGAGUCGUAAAUAGGCCUAAAUUUCCCACAUUUUAUCAAUUUCUAUAUAUUUUUGAGACAUCAUGCUUGUCUACAUUGAGAGUAAAGAUUUCCAGAUAAACACAUUUGUGUUGAAAUGUGAGCCAGGGGAGACAUUGGCCCGAGUGAAGGCAAAGAUUCUGCACAUUCUGUACGGGAUGGCACGUGAUGACUUUCAGUUUCGUCUUCGAUACAAAGGACAGUUUCUUCGAGAUGCAUACACGUUGGAAGACUACAAAAUUAUUGAUAAAUCAAUCAUUAAGAUGAUACCAAUGGCAAAGAAUGAAGAGUCAAUGAAAAAUUUGCAUGCUAGUAGAGAAGCCAACUUAUCUUCAGGGCAGACUGGUGAAGUGACGGUGGCGCUGUUCGAAGAGGUUGCCAUGCUUCGAUGGAGAGAAAGAAUGCUUGCAGACUUUAAGGGUUUAUUGUUCAUCAGUACUAUUUUCACGUUGUUCUCAUUUUUCACUCUAUUCUGGUAUUCAAUCGCUUGGAUAUUUGUAACAACUAUUUAUGCCCUAUGGAAGUGUCCUACUUAUACACAUAAAGCUGGCUUUGUUGGUGCUUCAAGUCUUUGGCCAAGGCGAUUUAUGUUGGUACUUGGUAUUCUUGUAAUCUUGAACAUCUGUGCAUCUAUUGCGCUGGAUGUUAUCUCAUUGAAAGAUAUUACCAACUUUGAUUGUGGGUCCAGUUUUGAUUGUGACCAGCUCAAGAUCAAGACGAUCUUCUCCGUCAUCUUCUUCUCUCUUCAUGUUCUCUACCUUCUUAUGGUUUCCAUUUCAAAUUGGCUGCUGUUUCGAAACUUCAAAUUUCAAAUAGGUGACAUCCUUGAAGAGCAGAUGGUGAUAUCUAGGGAUGUUGGAAAGGUGAUUUUGGCAGCAAAAUCUGGAAGCUACCUUAAUGCCAUUCCUUGUCCAAGUAAACCAGUGUGGUACGCUUACUUCACUGGCAGUCAGGUUUGCUGA